Solea senegalensis (Senegalese sole) is the source of this 2582-nucleotide messenger RNA. It is a transcript of the gene bcl10, whose product is annotated as BCL10 immune signaling adaptor. The record is from RefSeq and is a predicted model, not a curated record. Gene Ontology annotation, molecular function: transcription coactivator activity; NF-kappaB binding; protein kinase B binding. Gene Ontology annotation, cellular component: CBM complex; cytosol. Lineage: Eukaryota; Metazoa; Chordata; Actinopteri; Pleuronectiformes; Soleidae. Gene Ontology annotation, biological process: apoptotic process; adaptive immune response; positive regulation of extrinsic apoptotic signaling pathway. The coding region runs from base 431 to 1180 and encodes 249 amino acids. The transcript has 3 exons.
UAUAGCUCUUCUCAUGUAUGAGAAAACUUUUGUUUAACGCCGCGUGCUUGAGCGAUUAAUUCGAUCAAACGCGGUCAUCGCGACAGGGACGUUGAUUUUUUUUACUCACAAAUAUUUGGAUAAAUUAUUUAUGAGUAAGAAACUGGCGACACACUCUGGUUUUCCUCUCGCGUUGACGUAAACCCUCGAAUGAAUCAGGAAGUCCGGGUUUGUGAUUUUUUUUUUCUAAGUCGGUUCUUGAAAAAGUAAACUUGAAUCAUACCGGUGGACACGUCGCAUUUAUAUUGAUAUAAUGAAUAGCCAGAUUGGUGAAAUGACACAUUUUAGUUGACUGAUGUAGUUUACGUCAUUGUUACUUACGCGUUGACUUAUUUUUGGCCGUCAUUCGUCACCCGGAACACCUGAAUUUGCACUUUGCGAGGUGAGAGGGAUGGAUGUUCCUCAUCUCACUGAAGAUGAAAUGGCAGACAUUAAAAAGGACGUGCUGACCAGACUGCGACACUACCUCUGUGACAAGAUCAGGGCUGAGCGUCACCUCGACUACCUGCGCUCUCGCAGGAUCCUGACGCGGGACGAUGCAGAGGACAUUAGCUGCAGGACCACGCAGACCAAGAGGACGGCCACAAUGCUCGACAUCCUUGCUGAAAACCCCCGGGGCCUGGAUGCCUUGAUUGACUCCAUCAGGGAGAUGCGCACACAAAACUUCAUCGUCACCAAGAUCACAGAUGAGGUUCAAAAGGCCAAAAAUGAGAAGAUGGAGUCUCUCAGAGAUGCUUGCAGUUCCUCAUCUGACAGUAACCUCAGCUCUCUAAGCACAACCAGCGACCUCCCAACAUCGUUUUCAAAUAACUCCACUAUGCUUUUCCACCCAGAGGGAGAACAGAGCUCCUCCACCUCCUCAGACGUCGCACGCUCACUUAAUCUGCCGUCAUUACAGAAAGGGGGAGACCUGUCCUCUGUGGCAAGUGCUAGCAUCCAUGUAGUUUCCUCCUCAACCUCUUCCAGCCUCCCAAGGCCUGGGGACCCUGGAGCUCCCCCGCUGCCGGAUGAAGUGGUGGUAGAAUCCCCCUCCAGCAUAGAUGUGGCAUCACCGGGUUGCACCAGCAGUGGAGGUGACCCAAACUUCCAGCCCCUGCGGUCGCGCUCGCUCACUCCGAUGUCACAAAAGAACAUCUUUUAAAUUCUCAUCUGAAGGACCCCGUUUAGACCUGGUAAUAACAGCUGCCGUAGGUGAUCCGAUCAUGAGUGCACCUGAAUGUGUCCUCAAAUCCCACGAUAAAAAUCACAUGGUGCUCACAUUUGUUUGACCCAUGGUAGUUUCCCAGUAUUUUGCACUCAUCAGCAUCCAAACAAUUUAUUUGCAGCUGCCGGUGGUGUAGCGUGUUCUACUGUAGUGAAAAUACUCCCCACACAGCGCUUCACUAGCCCUGCACACUAAUGCGUCACAGAACCAAGGUGAAAUUAAAUGGAAGCAAGUAUACUCACAACAGGGACACACACACAUACACACGCACACACACACACAUUCUGUGUCCCAUUUAAGGGGCUAGAGACGGAGUCGACCUCACACUCCAGAGGACCCGGAAGUCAGGCACUGUGAAAUGAAAUGGUCCAGUCUACCCACCCCACUGGUUACGCCACCAAUCCUUCUUCUUCUGAUGAAUUGGUGGUACACUACACUUACCAGUUAUAUCACCAAUUUUUCCCUCUCAAAGCUUUCUAGGCUUCUCAUUAACUCAUACUUGGCCAAAAGAGCGAUAAAAACAUUUGAAAUAUUCAUUUUUGUAGCUAUAGUUGUAGAACUUGUUCCCUGCCGCACAACGACCAUCUGCCAUCUUGCUUGUGUUGGAAUGGUCUGCCACUGGUGCACUAAGAAUUCUGAGAUAUGGUUGUCUGUGAAGGAUCCAUCAGACGUAUCCUUUGCAGCCAAGCUAACGUCAGCCAUGUGUGUCAGCCGCAUUCGCAGGAGUUGAGGAGGUCCAUUUGAAAUGGGACACCCAGUCGACAAAGCCACACUCUGGAGGCUCCGGCACCCUAACUGGGACACAGCUACUCUGAGAAACAUGCUGAUAGCAUUAUUUUGUUCUCGCCCAGAUGUGAGCAUCUGCAGUCACAGAGGACACACCCAGACCAAAGUGGCAAAGUGUGAACAGACAUACCUGUCGCUUUCCACAUGUGAUUGGAUCACUGAGGAUGACUGUUAAUACCAGGUCUAAAAAAAAGGCCACCAACACAGUUUUCAAUUAUUAAAGGGGACACGCUCAUUGUCAUAAACCACUUAACUCUACACAAACUCUCAUUUUUGUGUUUUUAGUGUUGCUCCUGCCUGUGAUUAGGCAGUUUGUGAGAUAUUGAUGAUACAGAUUAUCACUAUAACAAUCAGCUCUGUGGAGAGAACUUUGAGACAUGCCUUGUGUGCUUAGUUUUAGUAUGAGGCCAAAAUAAUAAUACUUUAGUUCUUAUAUAUAUAUAUAUAUAUGUUCUUAUAGUUAUGUAUAUCAAAUAUUGAAUGUCAAUAUGUUUAUAAUGAGCUGCUGCCUGUGCAUUUUCUAUAAUCAACAUUAAAGUGGGUACUCAAAAUA